AUAUUUCUACAGCAUAAUUAGAAUAUGACAUAUCACCAUUCUUUAUCUUUUUCUUCCUUCAUUAAAUACCUUUACGAUUCAACAACGAAUAUAGGCUGGAGAUAUGGGACAGCAGCAGGAUGAUUAUUUAAAGAACAAGAGCAACAGUCAUCGCCAUAUCAUCGGUAACAAUAAAAGACGCGUUCAUCCAGGAGAUGAGACGCUUGUCAGGCAUUCUGAUCCUGGAAUGGCGACACCAAGAAAAAAAGCGACACAACUGGGAGCACAGCAUCAAAAUGUUGAUACCAGCAAUAAUAGGCAGCGAUUUUUAGGGGGCGGAAGGCUACACCAUCCGUCUACUCUUAGCAGUGCGUCGAUGAUCCAAACCCCAGCUCAUACAACACCUAAAGAUAGCAUUAAGCUGCAUCACCAACAAUACCCAUCCUUCAAAGGAGGACUUCACUACAUCUAUAUGCAUCCCGGUUCUAGUUCAACCACAUUCAAUCAAUACCAAUCCAUGUCCAACGUCAGUAAUUUAGAAAUGCAUCCUCGCAUUCAAUCAAAGGAUGCCAAUUAUUUUUAUAUCUGGAUUGAUGAUCAUUACAAGGAUUUGUCAUUGUCAAAACCCCUGAUUCCGCCCUCAAAAAUGACCAAACGAAACUUUACAAUUUUUAGCAAACGUGGUGCUUGUAAUAUGAUUACUCUUUUGAUUGUCUUUUCAAUGAUUCUGGGGCUUUUUGUAUAUCCAUUUUUCACAUAUUUUUAUACUCAACAACAGCAAUCUCAACAGCAGCAGCAACAAACACAAUAA
This is a messenger RNA of Mycotypha africana, 790 nucleotides long. RefSeq lists its product as uncharacterized. Lineage: Eukaryota; Fungi; Mucoromycota; Mucoromycetes; Mucorales; Mycotyphaceae. The record is from RefSeq and is a predicted model, not a curated record. The transcript has a single exon. The coding region runs from base 104 to 790 and encodes 228 amino acids.